AAUUUAGUACUUUUCGACACUUCCUUCUAACAGCUUUGUGGUAAAUAAGUCUGUUGGUUUGUGAUUAAAGAUAAGAAGACAAAACGGAUUCCAAAACAAAAAGGUUUUCGUUUCCGGUUGCAGUAUAGAUACACAACCCAACAUACAUUUUUUUUUUCGAUUUUUAUAUUCCAUUCUACCAGUUCUCCGCGACUUCGAGGACGUUGAGUCAACCACGAAUGGUUUGUAAGCGGAUUCUUGAUUCAGAAUACGGUGAUAGCGCGUAGUGAGUGAAACACGAAAAAAAUAUUAUGUGUUAACGGUGACAAUCAAUAUGAUGGCAGUGAUGAAUUUAUUUUGUUUGAUGAUUAUUUUAGUUAUUAGUGGAUUUGUAGGUUUAAUUUCUUGUAUAACAAUAGAAAUUCAAAAUGCGGUGAUAAACGAAACUGAAUAUAUUUCUGAGAGAGGAGAUGAUGUUGUUAUUAAAUGUAGUCACCAUCAUCCCAUAGAAUGGCAAUAUCCUAGAAAUAACUUACCCAUAACACCCUUUAUAAGUGAGGAAUUUGAUGGUGAAUAUAAAUCGAUAAUUCAAGUUUUUGAUGUUGACCAUCCCGCUGUUGGUUUUUAUACUUGUGCGGAAAAAGAUAACCAAUACACAAAUAAAUCGAUUUAUAUUUAUGUUAAUAACGCAAGUAAAUUAUAUGUGGAGACAGAGGGUAAUGGAAUAUUAAGUGGUCGAGAACAUAAACCUCUUGUGGUUCCUUGUAAACCAACAUCACCAUUGGUUAAUGUUAGCCUUUAUGAAAUGGGUGAUAAUGAUACAAAAAUACGUAUACAAAUGAAUAAACGAAACUCUGAUGGCACUUUAUGGAAUUACGAUAGAAGAAUAGGGUAUAUAUGGCAACAUCCUAUGCAAACAACUCCCAAAUAUGUAAUUUGCGAGUUUGGCAAUUCUAAAUCGGAAAUAGAAUAUUCUUUUGCAAUUUAUAAAAAAGUUGAAUUUGUGGAUGUUCCCAAAAUCGAUAAUGGUACCGUGGAAGAUUUUUUCUCCGAAGAACACCCUUUAACUCUAACUUGUUCUAUAGAGUAUGAUACGCAACAACUCGCACCUUUCCUUAAAUGGUUUAUAAACGGUACGGAGAUCAAGCACUCCACCGAUCGGAUACAAACAACAAACGAAACAAUUUUUGGUAAUUUCAUAUCAACGUUAAGUCUUAACAUUACAAAAUUAAGUAAAUCACAAGAUGAAGGUAGAUACACCUGUAUGGCUUACGACGACGAUAAUAAAGAAGAAUCUGUUAAUUCUACUUUGAAUAUAAAUAACAUAUUAAAAAAAGGUAAACAUUUUGUUGAAAUUUACGAAGAAAACUCAAUUAAUAGCAUAACAAUAAAUAGUACUACAACAGCUACUUGGGGUGUAAAUGUAAAGGCUUUUCCUAGAGUGGAGGUUGAAUGGUACAAAAAUAAUGAAAGAAUUGAUAAGGGAACAAAAUACAAAUUCACAAAAAAUGGCUUCAAACACAUUCUAACAAUUAGUGAUAGCACCAUCGACGAUAUGGGAACAUAUACGAUUAAAGCUAAUGAUUUAAAGAAGACCUCAUUAAAUCUAAAUUUAAUAGUUCAAAGCAAACCCCAAGUUAAACUGGGAGUAAAUCCAAUUAAUCUAGUUAAUAAAGAAAGUGUGGUUAAUUGUUCGGUAACUGGGUAUCCUCAACCGGAUGUUUUAUUGUUUUUCAAACAAGAUUGUCAAGAUUGCGAAUACAAAAAAAUUAUACCUAAUAAGAGAAAUAACAAGUCUCUUUAUGAAAUUGAUUUUUCGAUGACGAUUCAAAGCAAUCAAUCCGGAUUUGUAAAAUGUAUAGCUAACAAUUCGUAUGGGGUUUAUGAAAAAGUAAAAAACUUUGUCGUUAGCGACGUUAAAGAUGGAUUUCAAAUUUGGUUGGAGGAAAAUAACGAAGAAAUUAGUUUCAACAGGAAUUCGAAUACAUUAAAAAUGGCAAUUGGAGAUAGCGUAACGUUUUAUUGCGCAGCGGAUAAACAAAAGUACCCAGGAGAUAUCAAUUGGACCCACAAUUCGAGGAAUAUUACAAAUGUCGAUAGGAGUUAUACUAAAUAUUCCAACAAAACAUUUUUUUCUAUUCAAAAAUUAAGUAGACAUGAUACUGGUAAUUAUUCGUGUCAAAAUUUAAAAAAGGAUUUAAACGUUUUCUUAAAUGUCACAGAUCCUCAACCACCUAGAAUUUUAAAUACAAAUUUAAAUUUGCAACACGACAAUUUAAUAUUUCCAAAUAAGCAUGAAUUAUUUUGUAACGUUGAUGGAAUUCCAAGACCGAAAGUGACAUGGCAAAAAGAUGGCCACGAAUUUAUUCCAGAUGAUAUCAGAAUUAAACUUACAGAUAAUAAUCAAAAACUAAUUUUUACUAAAACGCACGUCCAUGAUGAAGCAACCUACCAGUGUACAAUCACUAAUAAAGUCGGGGUUAUACAUAAAUCCACUUUCAUGGGAUUUUCAAAUAGAGCCGAAACCAAACCUUACAUAUACGUAAUCAUCGCAAUUUUAGUUGCGGCCACAUCAAUCAUUUUACUAUGUCUAUGUUUGAAAAUACGAAAGGAAAACGAACUAAAACGCGUAUUAAGAAGCGCUGGAUUAGAACAUUUCGAAAAAGGUCAAAUCGAAUCAAUUAAUCCCGAAAUAGGAAUCGAUGAACAAGCUGAACUUUUACCGUACCACAAAGAACGUUGGGAAAUACCUAGGGAUCAUAUUAAAUUGGGGAAACAACUCGGUGCUGGAGCUUUUGGUGUCGUUAUGAAAGCCGAAGCGAUCGGGUUAAACAACGAUAAAGAAACGACGAUUGUCGCUGUAAAAAUGGUUAAGAAAAACGUCGAUUUCUCCUAUUUAAAAGCUUUAAGUUCGGAAUUAAAAAUAAUGGGAAAUUUAGGACAACACAUAAACGUUGUUAACUUACAUGGGGCUUGUACUAAAAAUAUUGCCAAAGGAGAACUUCUUGUUGUAGUGGAAUUUUGCCGAUUUGGGAAUAUACAUAAUUAUUUGUUGAGACAUCGAGGAAAUUUCGUUAAUCAAAUUGACCCAGAAACGAAUAUUAUUGAUUAUAACAUCGGGGCUGAGUUAUUAGAAAGAAGUUUUUCUAUUUCAAGUAGUCACAGUCAAGAUACGAAUAACCCGAGUGAUAUGCAAGAUUACCGCGAUAAUUACAAUAACACAACAGCUCGAACCCAAUACACAGCAACAACGACGGUUUGUAUGACCCCAACUGGGCAUGAUGAGCCACUAACAAGUAACAACAGCGUUCAACCGGAAUGGAGAUCGAAUUAUAAAGGGGAUUACAAAGGAAAAAUCAAACCGAUUUGCACCAAAGAUUUAAUAACUUGGGCUUUUCAAGUUGCUAGGGGAAUGGAGUAUUUAGCUUCGAGGAAAGUUCUUCACGGCGAUUUAGCCGCACGAAAUAUUUUGUUAUCCGAUAAUAACAUCAUAAAGAUUUGCGAUUUUGGGUUGGCUAAACAAAUGUAUAAAGACGAUAAUUACAAAAAGCAACAUAACAGCCCUUUACCGAUUAAAUGGAUGGCAAUUGAGUCUAUAACAGAUCGUGUAUUCUCAACUCAAUCAGACGUUUGGUCUUUUGGAAUUGUGAUGUGGGAGUUAUUCUCUUUGGCGAAAACUCCAUAUCCUGGAAUGGAAGCAGAUGAAAAACUUUAUCAUAAAUUAGUAAAUGGAUAUAGGAUGGAAUGUCCACCUUAUGCAACACCGGAAAUAUAUGAUGUAAUGUCGGAUUGCUGGGAUAAAAAACCAAUGUUAAGACCAACAUUCACUAAAUUAACAGAACGCAUUGGAAACUUAUUAGAACAAUCAGUUUUAAGAUACUACAUCGACUUAAACGACCCAUAUUUAAAAAUGAACACAAAACUUUUCGAAGACAUUCAAAGUGAUUAUCUUAAAAUGGCGAGUCCCACCGAUUUCCAAAGUUUAUCAACACCCCAAUACGUUAAUUACGACUCCGGAAUUUCGAGUCCAAUUCCAGGUCAACCCUAUUUGUUAAUGAAACCAGGGCACAUUUUCAGUCCAAGAACAUUGAAAGACGGCGAAGUAUUCACAUUCGAUGACAUCAACAAAAAACGUCAAAAUGAAAAGGAAUGUUUGGAAAUGACGCCGAUGUUAAAUUUAAGGGAUUUGGAUAAUUUAUCGAAACCUAAUUCUCCGGAACCCGAAGAGAUACCGAGUUUUUCUAAUCCGAGUUAUAAUAAGAUGCCUUUGAUUACCGAUGAUAUAAAAACUAAAGAUAAUUAUGUUAAUAUGCCACAGAAUAAAAACAUUAAUAGUUUUGUGAAUGUUGAUGAGAAAAAUAAGAAUCAAGAACAUCAUUAUGUGAAUAGUGUUAGUAGGGAUUGGGAAAGAGAUGUUAUUAUGGCUUAAAUAUAAUCAAUUUUUGGAUUACUUACAAAAGAAAAUGUGCCAUAUUAUGUCAUAAUCAAUUUUUUUUAACAAAAUA
This is a messenger RNA of Onthophagus taurus, 4484 nucleotides long. RefSeq names its product PDGF- and VEGF-receptor related (gene Pvr). The record is from RefSeq and is a predicted model, not a curated record. Gene Ontology annotation, cellular component: plasma membrane; signaling receptor complex. Gene Ontology annotation, biological process: protein phosphorylation; cell surface receptor protein tyrosine kinase signaling pathway; positive regulation of kinase activity. NCBI's taxonomy places the organism in Eukaryota, Metazoa, Arthropoda, Insecta, Coleoptera, Scarabaeidae. Gene Ontology annotation, molecular function: ATP binding; transmembrane receptor protein tyrosine kinase activity.